GUUGGAUUUACACGUCCCUUUUGAAACUUAUAUCAACUAAACAUGUGUGACGAAGAAGCAUCAGCUUUGGUGGUGGACAAUGGAUCCGGUAUGUGCAAGGCUGGAUUUGCCGGUGAUGAUGCUCCACGUGCUGUGUUCCCAUCGAUUGUGGGUCGUCCCCGUCAUCAGGGCGUGAUGGUCGGUAUGGGUCAGAAGGAUUGCUAUGUGGGUGAUGAGGCCCAAAGCAAACGUGGUAUUCUAUCCCUGAAAUAUCCAAUUGAGCAUGGCAUCAUCACCAAUUGGGAUGAUAUGGAGAAGGUCUGGCAUCAUACCUUCUACAAUGAGCUGCGUGUGGCCCCAGAGGAGCAUCCAGUCCUUUUGACUGAGGCCCCAUUGAAUCCAAAGGCCAAUCGCGAGAAGAUGACUCAAAUUAUGUUUGAGACCUUCAACUCACCGGCCAUGUAUGUGGCCAUUCAGGCUGUAUUGUCCCUGUAUGCCUCCGGUCGUACCACUGGCAUUGUGUUGGACUCUGGUGAUGGUGUUUCUCACACUGUGCCCAUCUAUGAGGGUUAUGCUCUGCCUCAUGCCAUCCUUCGUCUGGAUUUGGCUGGUCGUGAUUUGACCGACUAUCUGAUGAAGAUUCUGACCGAGCGUGGCUAUUCAUUCACCACCACGGCUGAGCGUGAAAUUGUACGCGACAUCAAGGAGAAGUUGUGCUAUGUUGCUCUGGACUUCGAGCAGGAAAUGGCCACAGCAGCUGCAUCGACCUCAUUGGAGAAAUCCUAUGAGUUGCCCGAUGGUCAAGUGAUCACCAUUGGCAAUGAGCGUUUCCGCACACCCGAGGCCCUCUUCCAGCCCUCGUUCUUGGGUAUGGAAUCGUGUGGUAUUCAUGAGACUGUCUAUCAAUCGAUCAUGAAGUGCGAUGUUGAUAUCCGUAAGGAUUUGUAUGCCAACAAUGUCCUGUCCGGUGGUACUACCAUGUAUCCAGGUAUUGCUGAUCGUAUGCAAAAGGAAAUCACUGCUCUGGCUCCAUCGACCAUCAAGAUUAAGAUUAUUGCUCCACCAGAGCGUAAAUACUCUGUAUGGAUUGGUGGUUCCAUUUUGGCAUCUCUUUCCACCUUCCAACAGAUGUGGAUCUCCAAGCAGGAAUACGAUGAAUCCGGCCCUGGUAUUGUCCACCGCAAGUGCUUCUAAGCUAUAUCAGCUACAGCAACAACAACAACAACAACAGCAACAUCAGCAGCAACAACAACAUCUUAGCUAUUUGCAUCAUAAAGCCAUUAACAUCCUACAAAUAUGUCUUUACAUAUAUAUAUUUUAUAAAUUAAAGAUACAUUUUCACUUAGGCCAAAUGUAUAGCAAGAAAACCAUUCAAUACAAAUGAAACAUAGCGACAAACAACAACAAAAAAAAGAAAAACAAAAAACAAGUAUCUUUAAAAUUUACAUUUAGUUGAAGAAGUUCUUAAAUCUUAGAGAAGAACACACACACACAUUAAGAGAACAACAAAAACGAGCAGGCAAAGCAUUCAUUAAUUAAUUUAUUUAUUAUUGUUUUUUAUCACAUUUUUUUUUGGAUUCUUAAACUUAUGUUCCCGGUAAAACAACAAAAAAAAAAAAAACCAAGACCAAAGCCAAACCGUAAGAAAUCAAACCAAAGAAAAAUAAAAAAGACAAUCGGUUGUACAAUAAAUACAAAAGGUAUAUACAUGUAUUUAUAUAUCUAUAUAUAUACAUCUGGA
Messenger RNA from Drosophila willistoni, 1720 nucleotides. Its product is annotated as actin, larval muscle. The transcript has 3 exons. The record is from RefSeq and is a predicted model, not a curated record. Gene Ontology annotation, biological process: mitotic cytokinesis. Lineage: Eukaryota; Metazoa; Arthropoda; Insecta; Diptera; Drosophilidae. Bases 43 to 1173 code for a protein of 376 amino acids.